Silurus meridionalis is the source of this 937-nucleotide messenger RNA. RefSeq lists its product as uncharacterized. Gene Ontology annotation, molecular function: RNA binding. The record is from RefSeq and is a predicted model, not a curated record. The coding region runs from base 59 to 937 and encodes 292 amino acids. Lineage: Eukaryota; Metazoa; Chordata; Actinopteri; Siluriformes; Siluridae. The transcript is spliced from 5 exons.
CAACUCCGCGUGUUUCUCUGCCCAGGUCCAGCGCACCUACAACGCGGCCCGCCCGGAUAUGGCUGAAUCACAGCUGCUAAAGAACAUAGGGGAUGUGAUAGCAGGAGUGCUUCCGGACCUUCCUGAUCAACUUGUUAAGUCCGUUGAAGAUACUUUGAAAACACUUGGUGCAGCAACCACAGAUAAUUUAAAGAACAUGACAGAAAACGAUUUGCUGCCAGUGUUAAAGCCCAUACAAGCACGAAGACUGGAUGCUGCCUGGACCCAAAAUAUCUCCGGGACUUCAACACCAAAAUCUGUGCAUUCAUCUCCAGUGGUUGUCUUUCCCUCUGCACCCUCAAUUUCUUCUUCACCAGCAUCAUCCACCUCUACAUCAUCUUCAGGAAUCUGUACACCAUUAAUACCAAACUGCUUAGAGCGAUUUGAAAUCCCAUGGCAGAGGCUCCCUGAGGAGUUAAUACAGAACUUGGAAAGACAGAAAAGACCAAGUGCAAGACAACGAAGAGAAAUGGUGAGGAUCGUGGUCUCUGAAAUGAUGAAGAUUUGCAAGAAUCCAACCAAACACAACUUCUCAAGCUUCAGACUGAAAGAGGUCAGUCCAGUGUUCGUUUCCAAGAAGUCAUUGAGAUGCUGCUUCUUUUACUGGCUCAUUUUGAUGAGAAGGAAGAGCUUCUGUUCCACUGUUUUGAGACGACAAGCCUUGCAGAGGAUGUUCAGAUGGAGAAAGUGCCACCAACACCUUUCAUUAUUGUUUGUGGUCAUGAUGGAGAACGGACGCUCAAAAGGCAUCGGGUGUGUGACGUUUUCAUCUCCUGAUGAGGCUCGAGUAGACAUCAUGGAGAUGAACGGCAGGGUGCUGGGCAGCAGGACUGUGUACUUAAGUCCCUCUCAGACCACCCAGGGACGAAGUCAUCGUGCUGUCGGUCUGUUCCACUGA